This is a messenger RNA of Populus trichocarpa (black cottonwood), 674 nucleotides long. RefSeq lists its product as uncharacterized. NCBI's taxonomy places the organism in Eukaryota, Viridiplantae, Streptophyta, Magnoliopsida, Malpighiales, Salicaceae. The transcript has 2 exons. The record is from RefSeq and is a predicted model, not a curated record. The coding region runs from base 91 to 405 and encodes 104 amino acids.
CAACUUCCGACCAAACUGCUGCUACUGUCCCCCCCCCCCCCCCCCCCCCCCCCCUCUAUCACAACAAUCUUAAUUUUACAAAGGAAAAAAAUGAGGAGUUGUUGUGGGUUUGGAUCUCUACAGAUUUUUGUUAUUUUCUUCUUGUCAAUUUCUCUGCAUCUUCUUUCAGGUUUAGCGAGUGACCCGGCGAAUCCUAAAGAUACAAAUAAACCUGCGAGUCAUUCAAAAAGCUCAGUGGGAAUUAAGGUGGUAAUAGCCUGUCUCAGUGUCGUGGCGAUCAUUGGAUUUACCAUGUUAUUGAUUAAGAUUUGGCAAAAGAAGAAGAGGGAAGAGCAGCAUGCCCGUCUUCUAAAGCUUUUCGAAGAUGAUGAUGAGCUUGAGGUUGAACUUGGCAUCAGGGAUUGAGAUCACUUUCUUGUUUUGGUGCUUUGACUGUAUCUAGUUGAGGUGUGCAUCGCAACUUUGAUCUCUUAUACAAUUUGUUAUCUUAUAAUUACAGGUUCGGGAAAAUUUUAGUCUGGUGGUGCAAACUUUUCCCUGUUGUGUAUUAUACUGUAGGUCAUAUAUACCGAUUAUGCUAAUAGGCAAUCUUAAAGUCCAUGGAAUUAUUUUUUCUUUUUUGCAAAUCAAACAGUUUUGAUUCAGCUAAAGUGGUUUAGCAUUUCCCCUUCCAA